AUGGCAGGUAGCGGGGGUCUGGGCGGCGGGGCCGGGGGCGGCCAGGGCGCGGGGUCCGGACCAGGGGCCGCACCGCGGGCUCCGCGAGUCCCGCUGUUGCUCGUGGCGCUGGUUCUUGGCGCCUUCUGCUUCUGCGCCCUCCCGGGCCGCUGCCCACUGGCCGCCCGCGCCCCCGCGCCGGCCCCCGCGCCCGCCUCGCCGCGCCUCGCCGCCUGCGGUCCGCGAGCGCCCAGCCUCCCGGUGGCCAGCGGCCCGGGCCGCCGGCGCUUCCCGCAGGCACUCAUCGUGGGCGUGAAGAAGGGCGGCACGCGAGCGCUGCUUGAGUUCCUGCGGCUGCACCCCGACGUCCGCGCGCUAGGCUCCGAGUCCCACUUCUUCGACAGGUGCUACGAGCGCGGCCUCGCCUGGUACCGGAGCCUGAUGCCACGGACCCUGGACGGGCAGAUCACUGUGGAGAAGACCCCCAGCUACUUUGUGACGCAUGAGGCCCCUCGCCGCAUCCACAGCAUGUCCCGGGACAUGAAGCUGAUCGUGGUGGUACGGAACCCGGUGACCCGGGCCAUCUCCGACUACGCCCAGAUGCUCUCCAAGACGCCGGGCCUGCCCAGCUUCGGCGCUCUGGCCCUUGGCCGUGGCCCGGGCCUGGUGGACACGGCCUGGAGCGCCGUGCGCAUUGGCCUCUAUGCCCAGCACCUGGACUGCUGGCUGCGCUACUUCCCCCUGUCCCGCUUCCUGUUUGUCAGUGGUGAGCGCCUGGUCAGCGACCCAGCCAGAGAGCUGGGCCACGUGCAGGACUUCCUGGGCCUCAAGCGGGUCGUCACUGACAAGCACUUCUACUUCAAUGCCACCAAGGGGUUCCCCUGCCUCAAGAAGGCCCCGGGCAGCAGCCGCCCCCACUGCCUGGGCAGAUCCAAGGGCCGGAACCACCCCCACGUGCCCCAGGCCGUGGUCCAGCGCCUGCAGGACUUCUACCGGCCAUUCAACCACAGGUUCUACCAGAUGACUGGCCAGGACUUCGGCUGGGACUGAGCCAGACCCUGUCGGCCCCACCUGGGGA
This is a messenger RNA of Cynocephalus volans (Philippine flying lemur), 1057 nucleotides long. It is a transcript of the gene HS3ST6, whose product is annotated as heparan sulfate-glucosamine 3-sulfotransferase 6. Lineage: Eukaryota; Metazoa; Chordata; Mammalia; Dermoptera; Cynocephalidae. The record is from RefSeq and is a predicted model, not a curated record. The transcript has 2 exons. Gene Ontology annotation, molecular function: sulfotransferase activity. Bases 1 to 1029 code for a protein of 342 amino acids.